Messenger RNA from Folsomia candida, 712 nucleotides. RefSeq lists its product as uncharacterized. The coding region runs from base 170 to 592 and encodes 140 amino acids. The record is from RefSeq and is a predicted model, not a curated record. NCBI's taxonomy places the organism in Eukaryota, Metazoa, Arthropoda, Collembola, Entomobryomorpha, Isotomidae. The transcript is spliced from 4 exons.
UAGUAUGUAGCCAUUCCCCAUCCAUCUCUCCACCAAACAACCCCACAUCUUCACAAGUUAUGAAUCAUACCAUUUAUCACUCAUCAAUAAAUUAAUUCAGGAAAGAUUCGCAUAAACUUCGCCAAUAUUCAAGAAAUUCGUUUUCACGAAGUGUCCAAACAGUUAUAACAUGGGUCUAAACUUUACAGGAGCGUUUAAAGUGAUUGCUCGAUUACCGGAAGGACCCAUGAAUUUACAUCCGUACCUCCACUUCAACAUGGGUGACACUACAAUUACCCAAGUUUCUGAGGAGGGAAGGUACAAGCUAUCGCUUAAUCCGACCUUUAUGAAUCGCUGUCUGGAAUUUACUCUGGGUGAAGAAUUUGAACAAACUAUUCCGGAACUUGGGACUUUUAAGACCACUUUUAUCCUAAAUGGAGAAAAUGAGCUGGUCCAGACUGCAAUUUCUUCCCAAUCAAAUGAAAUCCUUGUCAUAAGAAGGAUUUAUAACGGAAAACCGAUUUCGUUCUACGCGCACAAGGAACAGGUGGAAAUUCGAAUGAGCAUUGAUGGAAAUGCGGUUCCCUGGUUCUACGUGAUGGUGACUAGAUGAAGGACUUUCUACCCGUGCGCAUGGAUAAUUAUUGCAGCUUAUUUAACAUGAUCAUUCAUUCUGUCAAUUCUUAUUUGGCUUAAACAGAAAUACAUGAAUGAACUAUUUAUGAUGAUUUUA